This is a messenger RNA of Vicia faba (fava bean), 783 nucleotides long. The record is from the annotation of a GenBank genome assembly. Lineage: Eukaryota; Viridiplantae; Streptophyta; Magnoliopsida; Fabales; Fabaceae.
AUGCUAUACAGUAAUUCAACUAUCGAGCAAGAUCCAAGGUCAUCUGCUCAAGGGAGGCCGAUUGCUCUCUUAAAUCCUAGCCUGCAAAGCAUGUUGACACUGGGAUGGAGCCAUCACAACAGUUGCGUCUUUUACCGGGGAGAAAAAGGCAAUAGAAAAGUACAAUACACCUAUGGACUUGCAAUGUGGUAUGGUUCCAUGUUAGUCCUUGAGAAAGGAUAUACUGGUGGAACUGUUAUGAGUGUAAUCAUAGCUCUUAUGACUGGUGGAAUGUCAUUGGGUCAGAAAUCUCCAUGCAUAGAUGCAUUUACUAUAGAACAAGUAGCCGCGUAUAAAAUGUUUGAGACGAUUAAAAGAAAGCCGAAAAUUGAUGCAUAUGACACAAGUGGUGAAAUCUUGGAGGACAUAAAGGGAGAUAUUGAACUCAAAGAUGUUUACUUCAGAUACCCUGCGAGGCCGGACGUGAAGAUAUUUGUUGGAUUUUCAUUGUUUGUUCCAAGUGGCAUAACUACUGCUUUGUGUGGAACCAAACAAGAAAGAUUGUUAGGAACCUCUUGCAAUGAUAAUCAUCUCAUUCCCAGAUCUUUUUUAGAAGUUUCAUUUUCUUCCAGUAGUCUCGAUGAAAGCUCGGAUGUGGUUUUCACCCUGAUUCUGGGAAUUUCUCUGGAAUAUUGGAGAUUAUUAACAAACCAAAGUUUUAUGGUUUUGAAGACACAAAGAGUGCAUGUUGUGGACUUGUUUGCAGUGCAGCUUCUGACUUUCAAAAUUGGUUUUAGGUUUUGA